Molecule: messenger RNA, 4692 nt
Organism: Theobroma cacao (cacao)
Lineage: Eukaryota; Viridiplantae; Streptophyta; Magnoliopsida; Malvales; Malvaceae
Source: RefSeq, a predicted model, not a curated record
AUGGACGAGUCAAGGAUUGAGUUUUAUGUGGAAGCUUCAAAGCCAGCAGUAAACAUGAUGUCCAAGGAGUCCACUCACCCAAGGAAGAUAAAACCUUUAACCAUUUUCUAUGAACCAAGAGGAGAGUCUGUGGAAGACAGAACCCAUGGCAAAAUGACCAUCGAAGUCCCUGAACCUUUCCCCUACAAAGAUGACAAAGUUGUCCCAUGGAACUACAAUUGCAAUGUACAAGUUUCAAAUACGGGGAAAUGGAUAACUGAAUCUCAAGAUGGUGCUACAAAUAUAACUGGUGUUAGGGGGAUUACCCGCAGCGGACGUUGCUAUACACCAAAGGGGUCGGUGACGGAAAAAGAAGCUGCCGAGUUCCUCAAGUUCAUUAAACAUAGUGAGUACAAUGUGGUCGAGCAAUUGAACAGGUUGCCUGCUCGUAUUUCACUACUAUCUUUGCUCCUAAGCUCGGAACCACAUAGGAACUCUUUGAUGAGGAUUCUGAACCAAGCAUAUGUGGAUCAUGAUAUCUCAGUUGAAAAUUUGGACUACAUCAUUGGGAACAUUUUAGUGGGUAACAUAAUACCCUUUAGCGAUGAAGAAAUCCCUUCUGGAGGUAGGAAAAACUACAAAGCCUUGUAUAUCACUACCAAGUGUAAAGGUUAUACCGUCGCAAAAGUGCUGCUUGAUAACGGAUCGUCCUUGAAUGUGAUGCCCAUGAGGACCUUGGCCAGCUUACCCAUCGACAUGUCUUACAUGAGAAAGAGCUAGAUGAUUGUGAGAGCCUUUGAUGGGAUAAGGAGAGAAGUAGUAGGGGACAUUGAGAUACCGGUAGAAAUCGGCUCGUGUACCUUUACCAUUGAAUUUCAGGUUAUGGAUAUCGCUCCUUCAUACAAUUAUUUGUUAGGAAGACCUUGGAUCCACUUAGUUGAGGCCAUACCUUCAUCGCUUCACCAAAAGAUCAAGUUCAUCAUGGACGAAAAGAUUGUAUGUGUUAACGGGGAAGAAGACUUACUCAUAAGCAAGCCAACAAAUAUUCCUUACGUGGAGGAGACGGAAGAAGUGCCUGAAUGUUCCUUCCGGUCCUUUGAAUUUGUUAAUACCACAUAUGUUGGAGAAGGAGCCGCACCACCUAUGCUGAGGCUUUCUAAAACCACCGAGAUGGCUGUCAAUCAGAUAGUAGGGAAAGAAUAUCGAGCCAGGGCAGGACUGGGAAGAGAACUGCAAGGCAUUAGAAGACCCAUAUGUGCUAUCAAAAAUGAAGAAAGGUUUGGCCUGGGUACAAGUGUCAGCGAACUUGACGAUACAAAAAAUGUGGAGGAUUAUGAUUUAACUCCAGACUUGUUAAGACUAGUAGAACAUGAGGGGAGACAAAUUGUCCCACAUCAAGAGACACUUGAAACAAUUAAUUUGGGAAAUGAAGAAAAUAAGAAAAAAGUUAGAAUUGGUACGACGUUGGAGCCUAGUGAAAAAGAAAAACUAAUAAAGCUACUCCAUGAGUAUGUAAAUGUGUUUGCGUGGUCCUAUCAAGAUAUGCCAAGAAUCAAUACAAACAUUGUAGCCCAUAAACUGCCUUUGAAACCCGAAUGCAAACCAAUUAAGCAAAAGUUGAGAAGAAUGAAACCUGAAAUGCUUUUGAAAAUUAAGGAAGAGGUGAAGAAACAGUUUGAUGCAAGAUUCUUGGAAGUAGCUAAGUACCCCGAAUGGGUUGCAAAUAUUGUCCCUGUGCCUAAGAAAGAUGGGAAAGUGAGAAUGUGUGUGGACUAUCGAGAUUUAAAUAGAGCUAGCCCAAAAGAUAAUUUCCCUCUGCCCCACAUCGACACCCUUGUUGAUAAUACUGCCUGCCAUUCCAUGUUUUCCUUUAUGGAUGGCUUUUCAGGGUAUAACCAAAUUAAGAUGGCACCAGAGGAUAGAGAAAAAACUACCUUCAUAACUAUGUGGGGGACCUUUUGUUAUAAGGUAAUGCCAUUUGGUUUGAAGAAUGCUGGGGCAACUUAUCAGCGGGCCAUGGUGACUCUCUUCCAUGAUAUGAUGCACAGAGAGGUCGAGGUGUAUGUGGAUGAUAUGAUUGUAAAAGCUCGCAAAACAGAGAACCAUGCGACCAAUCUUGAAAGGUUGUUUAAGAGGUUACGAAAGUUUCAGCUCAGAUUAAAUCCGGUAAAGUGCAUCUUUGGAGUCACUUUUGGAAAGUUACUUGGUUUCAUAGUCAAUGAAAGAGGAAUAGAAGUUGACCCGAAUAAGGUUCAAGCAAUCCGUGAUUUGCCUCCUCCCAAAAUGCAGAAAGAGGUUAGGGGAUUCUUAGGAAGGUUGAAUUAUAUAGUCCGGUUCAUAUCACAACUCACCAAAUGUGACCUGAUCUUCAAGCUCCUUCGCAAACACAAUCUUGGGGCAUGGAACGAGGAGUGCCAAGUUACUUUUGACAAGGUUAAAGAAUAUUUGUUAAGUCUGCCAGUGUUAGUACCACCUAUGGCCAGAAGACCCCUCUUCUUGUAUUUGACAGUAAAUGAAGGAUCCAUGGGAUAUGUGUUGGGACAACAUGAUGAAACUGGUAAGAAAGAAAGAGCAGUUUACUACUUGAGUAAAAAGUUCACUGAGUACGAGUCCAAGUAUUCCUCGUUGGAAAAAAUGUGUUGUGAUUUAGUAUGGACGGCGUAUCGACUCAGGCAGUACAUGCUAUAUCAUACUACUUGGCUCAUUGCAAAGUUGGAUCCUAUUAAAUACAUCUUCGAGAAGCCAUCCUUAUCAGGUAGAGUGGCAAGAUGGCAAGUUUUGUUGUCUAAAUAUGAUAUUGUAUAUGUGUCCCAAAAAGCUAUCAAAAAAAGUGCAAUCGCAGAUUUUCUGGCAGAAAGGGUGGAAGAGGAUUAUGAACCAAUGGAGUUUGAGUUUCUAGAUGAGGACCUGAUGUCGAUUUGUCAAACAAAUGAGGAGGAAUCAGAGGAAAAAGAGAAUUGGAAGAUGUUUUUUGACGGAGCUUCAAAUGCCUUGGGGCAUGGCAUAGAGAUCGUAUUAGUGUCACCAGAAGGAGAUCAUUAUCCCGUCAUAGCUAAACUCAACUUCUAUUGUACCAAUAAUGUGGCCGAAUAUGAAGCUUGUGUCAUGGGUCUUCAGGCAGCAAUCAAGAAGAAAAUUCACACUUUGAAAGUGUAUGGGGAUUUUACUUUGGUCAUUUAUCAGUUGCGAGGAGAAUGGGAGACACACGACUCAAAGUUAGUCCGAUAUCAUAAGUAUGUUUCAAAGCUGAUUGAAAAUUUUGAUAAGAUUCGCUUCACCCAUUUGCCCCGAGAGGAGAACCAAAUGGCUGAUGCAUUAGCCACGCUGGCAGCUAUGUUCAAAGUUGGUACCAAUGUCAAGAUUCAACCCAUCAUGAUUAAUCUUCGAGAGUACCCCGCACACUACUCUAGUGUAGAGGAAGAAGUAGACGAGAAACCGUGGUACCAUGAUAUUGUGCAUUAUCUCAAGUUUCAGCAGUAUUCGGAACAAAGCUCAGAAAAUGAUAAGAAAACCAUUAGAAGGUUGGCAAUGAAUUUCUUCUUGGAUGGGGACAUCUUAUACAAGAAAAGUAGGGAUCAAGUGCUUUUGAGAUGUGUGGAUUCAGCCAAAGCUUUGAGAAUAGUUGAGGAAGUCCACGAAGGAAUUUGUGGGGCACAUGCCAGUGGGCAUAUGUUGGCAAGACAGGUCAUGAGAGCAGGGUAUUACUGGCUCACGUUGGAAACAGAUUGUAUAGAUUUCGCUCGAAAGUGUCACAAGUGUCAGAUAUACGCAGACAGAAUCCACACUCCUACAAAUUCACUGAAUGUAUUGACAUCACCAUGGCCAUUCUUAAUGUGGGGCAUGGAUGUGAUUGGGUUGAUAACCCCCAAGGCAUCAAAUGGACAUCGGUUAAUUCUGGUGGCGAUUGACUACUUCACUAAGUGGGUAGAAGCAGCAUCUUAUGCCAAUGUGACCCAAAAAGUGGUAUGUAAGUUCAUCCAAAAAGAAAUAAUAUGCCGCUAUGGUCUCUCAGAAAGGAUCAUCACAGAUAAUGCUAGUAACCUCAAUGGUUCAAUGAUGAAAGAGGUUUGUACUAAGUUCAAGAUCAAGCAUCACAAUUCAGCGCCUUAUCGCCCAAAGAUGAAUGGAGCAAUAGAAGCAGCUAACAAGAACAUCAAAAAGAUAAUUGAAAAGAUGACAAAUGUAUACAAAGAUUGGCAUGAAAAGUUACCAUUUGCUUUGCAUGCUUAUUGCACAACAGUCCGAACUUCCACAAGAGCUACGCCGUUCUCUUUGGUGUAUGGGAUGGAAGCGGUUUUGCCAAUUGAAGUAGAAAUCCCUUCCCUAAGGGUCCUUAAAGAAGUACAAUUGGAAGAAGCUGAAUGGGUUAACGUUCGUUAUGAGCAAUUGAAUCUCAUAGAAGAAAAAAGAUUGACGGCACUUUGCCAUGGACAGUUAUACCAAAAGAGAAUGAUGAGGGCAUAUGGCAAGAAGGUACAUCCUCGUCAGUUCCAAGAGGGAGAGUUAGUAUUGGAAAGAAUUCUUCCGAAGCAGCAGGAUCCUCGCGGGAAAUGGACACCAAAUUGGGAAGGACCAUUCGUGGUGAAGAAAGCUUUUUCAGGAGGAGCACUAAUUUUGGCAGAGAUGGACGGAAGGGAGCUUUCUAACCCAGUGAAUGCUGAUGCUGUCAAGAAAUAUUUUAUUUUUGAAAGGCGCAAAGAGGGGCAGCUGUAG